This is a messenger RNA of Durio zibethinus, 1920 nucleotides long. Lineage: Eukaryota; Viridiplantae; Streptophyta; Magnoliopsida; Malvales; Malvaceae. The record is from RefSeq and is a predicted model, not a curated record.
AUCUCUUUCUUUCUCUCUCAGAUAAACAUUUAACCCAUAAAAGCAAGGUGAUACAAUACAUAGAACGGCCUAAAAAACCAGCAAACAUUUCAUUUUUUCUCUGCUUUUCAAUUCAGUUUCGUGAGAAAAAAAUUGUUUACUACUUUUUCUUUCUUUAUUGAAGAUAUAUACUAUUCAUUUUCCUUCUUUCCAGUUUCAUCCAUGGAUAAUGCUCAAUGGCCGCAGGAGAUUGUAGUGAAACCAAUAGAAGAGAUAGUCACAAAUACAUGUCCAAAGCCUGCAUCUUUAGAGAGGAAGGUAAGACCUCAAAAGGAACAAGCUUUGAACUGUCCCAGGUGCAAUUCAACUAACACCAAGUUCUGCUACUACAACAACUACAGUCUCACACAACCUAGGUACUUUUGCAAGACUUGUAGAAGGUACUGGACUGAAGGCGGUUCCCUCAGAAAUAUUCCUGUUGGAGGUGGUUCAAGAAAGAACAAAAGAUCAGCUCCUUCUUCUUCAUCAUCAUCCAAGAAGCUUCCUGAUCUGGUUACACCACCAAGCUUGUCUCAGUCUUCUACUCAAAACCCUAAGAUCCAUGAUGGCCAAGAUCUCAACCUAGCUUUCCCAGCUAGUCAAGGUUACAGAAGUAUCUCUGAAUUGGUUCAACUUCCCGAUAGCAUAGAAAACAAUAAGAACCAAAUUCCUUCUUCUUCUUCAUCCCCUACAUCUCAACUUUCAGCUUUGGAGUUGCUAACUGGAAUCUCUUCUAGGGGGUUGAAUUCUUUCAUUCCCUUGCCAAGUCCAGAUCCAAAUACAGUUUAUACAUCUGGGUUUCCUAUGCAAGAGUUUAAACCAACGCUAAAUUUCUCUCUUGAUGGACUUGGUAGUGGUUAUGGGAGUCUCCAGGGGGUUCGAGAGACAACUGGGAGGCUUUUGUUUCCAUUUGAAGAUCUGAAACAAGUCUCAAGCUCAACUGAUAUUGAGCAAAAUAAAGAGCAAGGAGAUUCAACUGGAUAUUGGGCUGGAAUGUUAGGUGGAGGAUCAUGGUUGGCUUCACUAAGGGUGACAUGGGAUACUAUGUUAUGGUAGAAGAAGUGAUCAAGCAAAGCCAAGAUUUUUUUAGGGUCCGUAAAAAUGUAGGAGAAGAGAGGCAUGCCCUACGCCCUUUAUUACAGGUUGAUAUUCUCCUAUCAAGAGAGCAGAAGGCCAACCCUAUGCGUCAUUGGUUGGCUUGGUACAAGUACAAAAAUAAUGUAUAAUGUUCAAGUUUGUAAGGAAUUCCUGGUUGGAAAAAGAAGACUUUGUUCAUAAGCUUCUAAUUUCGAUUGAGCAAACAAAUUGUUGUUGUUAAUUGUCUUGAAUCUCAAAUUGGUAGCCGCAAUGGGACUUUAAUUUCUCUUUUUUUCGAUCUCUUGUUUUAUACUGUAGACAGGCUUUCAGAUAUUAUUAUAUGAACUGAGAAAAACAGGCUUUCAGAUUAUGACAUCAUCACCAUGAGAUACAUUCAUAUUCAUUCCAGAAAAUAGAUGGGAGCUUAGAAAGAAGAAUUGUGCCAGGUAAGUAAUCUGAUCCUUCCCACAUGCCAUUGUAAACUUGUGAUAAAGAAUUCCUGAAUGAAAAAAGGAUAGUAACUGAAAGGUUUUUGUGUUAUUCUGGAAGGCUAUAUUGAAACCUGCCCGAUCAGUCCAAAAGCUCACCUACUGAUUUUCUAUAUCCAAACAGUUUUGAAGGCUCCCUCACAUUAGCCCCAUUUCCAUGAGAGUGAUCAUUGCUUCCUUCCAUGCCACCCUCUUUCCCUUUUUCUAAUUGAAAGAUUGAGAAAGAUCUGGCAAAGCCUCCUUUUAGUCUUUGAGAAGGGACCCACAAACAUUCCCCUCGACAAGUGUGCUGAAGAAUAAUACAACCCCACUAAGGUUUUGAUCAAUCCAUAUCUAC